This is a messenger RNA of Solanum dulcamara, 411 nucleotides long. Its product is annotated as photosystem II 10 kDa polypeptide, chloroplastic-like. The transcript has 5 exons. Lineage: Eukaryota; Viridiplantae; Streptophyta; Magnoliopsida; Solanales; Solanaceae. The record is from RefSeq and is a predicted model, not a curated record. The coding region runs from base 1 to 411 and encodes 136 amino acids. Gene Ontology annotation, biological process: photosynthesis. Gene Ontology annotation, cellular component: photosystem II oxygen evolving complex; thylakoid membrane; photosystem II.
AUGGUUGAGUUCGUCCUUGGUCGUUUAUUAAAAGACCAAGGUUUUGACCUUCGCGAAUACAGCCAAAGGUCCGCGAAUGCGGAGGCAAAUGAGGCAUACCUCCGUGAACACAUACAUGACCCUAUGAACAUGGAGAAGAAGCACCUAGGAAUUAAUGGAGGCUUGGACUUGCAAGAUGGUGUUGAUGCAUCAGGCAGCAGGGCCAAGGAAAAGAGUAUUUACCGAUUCGUGAAGAAGUAUGGAGCUAAUGUUGAUGGAUACAGUCCUAUCUACAACCAGGAUGAAUGGUCCCCGAACGGCGAUGUCUAUGUGGACGGUACCACUGGCUUAGCCAUUUGGGCAAUAACACUGGCUGGACUUCUUGCAGGAGGUGCUCUACUAGUCUACAACACAAGUGCUUUGGCACAAUAA